Halteromyces radiatus is the source of this 1600-nucleotide messenger RNA. RefSeq lists its product as uncharacterized. Gene Ontology annotation, biological process: endocytosis; maintenance of cell polarity; exocytosis. Gene Ontology annotation, cellular component: membrane; cytosol; intracellular membrane-bounded organelle. The record is from RefSeq and is a predicted model, not a curated record. The transcript has 5 exons. The coding region runs from base 119 to 1348 and encodes 409 amino acids. Lineage: Eukaryota; Fungi; Mucoromycota; Mucoromycetes; Mucorales; Cunninghamellaceae. Gene Ontology annotation, molecular function: oxysterol binding.
CCUCUUUUCCUCUCUUCCUCUCACUCGUCUCUUUCUCUCUCACACACACACGCAUAUAUAUAUACAUACGUUCUCGUAUUCUUUCUCCUUUUACUUUCUUUUUUUCUGCAACAAUAUCAUGGUUUUAGGUUUUUCCAAUAAAUCAUCAAAGGACCAACCAGUUCAAAAUGGCGAAGUAGCACCUACUCCUAAUGACGUAGAUAGUUUAUCCGUACAACAUGUGGAGUCUAGUUCGAAAGGUCAAUUCAAGGAAUUCAUCAAAACUGUGAUAAGUUUUACUGGGGAUCUAUCAUCUUUGACUUGUCCUGCCUUUUUCUUAAAUGGUCUUUCUUUGUUGGAAUACGGUACAUACUGGGGGGAUCAUCCAAGUUGUUUUACAGCCAUUAGUCAGUCUGCCGAUCCACAAGAACGUAUGUUAGCUGUUGUACGAUGGUUUAUGUCCACACUCUGGGGAAGUUAUGCAUCUCGAUGUACUAAUGGUCUUAAUGAAAAGAAACCUUACAAUCCUAUUUUGGGAGAGCAAUUCAAGUGUACUUUGGGAAAUGUCAAAUGUAUUUGUGAACAAGUAUGUCAUCAUCCUCCUAUUUCGGCUUUUUAUCUUGAAGAUGAAAAAGCAGGUGUUUCUUUGAAUGGUCACAGUUGUCAAAAGUCGAAAUUCAAGGGAACAUCCAUCAAAGUAGAUCAAGUUGGUCGUGCUGUACUAUUUGUCAAACCAUGGAAUGAACAAUAUAUUAUCAAUUUUCCUCAUUUGUUGAUUCGAGGUUUUUUGACAGGUGCAGCUUAUAUUGAAUUGGGUGGAACAAGUUCAAUCAUUAGUAGCAAUGGUGUUCAAGCUAGCAUGGAAUUUGUGCCUAAACCAUGGUUUGGUGGUGAAUACAAUCAUUUCAAAGGAUCCAUUCAACAAUCUGGUACUGAAAUCUAUACAUUGUCAGGACGAUGGAGUCAUCAAUCUUUUUACACUAAGAAGGGAUCCACCAACAAAGAACUUUUAUUUGAUGCUGAAAGUGAACCUAUGGCUGAACGUGUGACUCCUCCUAUUGAAGAACAACAAGAAAUCGAAUCUCAUCGUUUGUGGGGCAAGGUGACUGAAGCUUUGAAGAUCAAGGAUUAUACAACUGCCAAUGCUGAGAAAUCAAAGAUAGAAGAUAGACAACGUGCCAUACGCAAGGAACGAUCGGAAAAGAAUGAAACUUGGACACCUCAAUUAUUUGUUUUUGAUAAUGAUGCAAACGCUACCACCAAUUAUGCUAAAACAAAUGUCUCUCUAUCUAAAAAGAUCCCUGGCAAACCUCUUAUCGACGAAGGUGCAUGGACUUACAAGGAUUCCCUUCAUGAUCGUCAACAAUAGGUUUUAGUUUUUUAUUAUUUUUUUUUAUUAUUACUACUAUUAUUAUUAUUUACUUUAUUAUUUUUAGAAACUCUUUUUUUUCAUAAUACGUUUUUCUAUAUACUUCUCUUUAUCCCUUAGUUCCUCAUCACCCCCACUUUUGUUUACUACAACUUACGAUUACUUUUGAUGUAUAUUGUUUUAUUAUUUCUCUUUUUACAAUUGAUUGUUAUUUCCCUCUCGUUUUUACUCUUAUUAUAAUAAAGACACUAC